AUGAAGAUCACUUUCAAGGAUCUCAAGCAGAACAAGUUCACCAUCGACGGCGAGCCAUCGGAAACGAUCGGCGAGAUCAAGGCGAAGAUCCAGGCGGAUAAAGGCUGGGACGUCGCCCAGCAGAAGUUGAUCUACUCCGGCAAGAUCCUCCAAGAUGGUAACACGGUAGAAUCCUACAAUAUCGAGGAGAAGGGCUUCAUCGUGUGCAUGGUCUCCAAGCCUAAGCCAUCCGCAGCUUCAUCAAGUAAAGCUCCCUCUACGCCCACUCCAGCGGCCGCCCAAACUCCUGCACCUCCUGCUGCACCGGCACAAUCAUCAUCCACCGCCCAAAAUGCUCCGGCUACUCCAUCCCCAGCCCCUCCUCAGCAGGCUUCCGAGGGCCCGCGAUUCAAUGAUCCGUCAGCCUUGACUAUGGGCAGCGAGCGCGACGCUGCUAUUGCGAAUAUGGAGAGCAUGGGCUUUGCGAGGGCUGAUAUUGACAGGGCUAUGCGCGCCGCAUACUUCAAUCCCGAUCGUGCGGUGGAAUACCUCCUGACCGGAAUCCCCGAAGGCGCACUCCAAGAGUCGCAGGCGUCCCCCAGACAAGCUCGUGGUCCGACAUCGCCACCACCUGCCACUGGUGGGAACACUGGAGCGACCGCCACUGCCGGUGGAGGUGAUGAGCCGAUAAAUCUGUUCGAGGCAGCUGCCCAAGCGGGACAAGGUGGCCGAGGAGGAGGAGGAGGUGGUGGUGGUAGUGGUGGUGCUCGUUCCGGCGGCUCUGGAGGGGCCGGAGCUGGAUCUGGUGGCGCUCUUGGUGGAAACAGCCUUGAAUUCCUGCGAAACAACCCACAAUUUCAGCAAUUACGACAGGUUGUACAACAGCAGCCGCAAAUGCUCGAGCCAAUCCUGCAACAGGUUGGAGCUGGAAACCCGCAAUUGGCUCAGAUGAUCGCUGAACAUCCCGAUCAAUUCUUGCAAUUGCUUGCAGAGGAUGCCGACGAAGACGCCCCUCUGCCCCCCGGUGCCCAGGCCAUCAGCGUCACUGAGGAGGAGCGCGAGGCGAUCGAGAGGUUGUGCCGGCUUGGCUUCGAACGUGAUCUCGUUAUUCAGGCCUACUUUGCCUGCGAUAAGAAUGAAGAGUUGGCCGCGAAUUUUCUCUUCGACCAGCCCGAGGACCCCGACGAGCAGUAG
This is a messenger RNA of Lindgomyces ingoldianus, 1173 nucleotides long. RefSeq names its product UV excision repair protein Rad23. Gene Ontology annotation, molecular function: proteasome binding; damaged DNA binding; ubiquitin binding. Gene Ontology annotation, cellular component: cytosol; nucleoplasm. The transcript is spliced from 7 exons. The record is from RefSeq and is a predicted model, not a curated record. The coding region runs from base 1 to 1173 and encodes 390 amino acids. Gene Ontology annotation, biological process: proteasome-mediated ubiquitin-dependent protein catabolic process; nucleotide-excision repair. Lineage: Eukaryota; Fungi; Ascomycota; Dothideomycetes; Pleosporales; Lindgomycetaceae.